AUGGGUUCUACGCCAAAUAAUUCAGCUAGCCGCUCAUUUCUGGCGGACGAUAAUAAUCUUGAAAAUAGGUGUAUGCAGGCAUUUAACGAUAUUAGUGUAUUAUCUUGGAAUGUUUGUGGUUUAGUCAACAAGUUCUCUCAGAGACAGUUGAAGGACCUCUUGUUUCUUCACAGACCGACUUUCUGUUUUGUCAUGGAACCACAAUGCCUCUUUGAGAGGCACGCUGUCUGGUUACAUUACAGUGGGUAUGACCGCGUGGCUAUAGCGGAAGCGACAGGUAGAAGUGGUGGUAUUUGGCUACUUCAGAGAAGAGGACACUCAUUCACGGUUUCGGUUCUUCACAUCUCGACCAGGACUAUAUCUAUUAAUGUCGGACGAGGUGGCUGUAAAUGGGCGCUUACAGGGAUCUACGCCUCACCCUCUUUUCGAGAAAGGCUCAGCGACUGGGACACCCUGAAGGCGGCUCGAAUGACUUGUGUAGGGUCAUGGUGCGUCAUAGGUGACUGGAACGAGGUUUCUGGCCCAUCCCAAUCCACCGGAUGCUCUUUCUCACAACAUCGUGCGGAUGUUCUUAAUGAAGUCCUGCAACAUUGCGAUUUGACGGUUAUUCAAAGCAUUGGCACGCCUUUUACUUGGCGAAGAUCAUCCACGGGAGCUAAUAUCUAUUCUCAGAAAUGUCUGGACUAUGCCGCAGCAGAUACAGAAUGGAUGGUCAAUUUUCCUUUCGGGACAGUGGAGACAUUAAAUAGAGGGAAUAGUGAUCAUAAUCCUCUCAUAUUGCAUUGUCAUCGCAAAGCUAACAUCCAGGGACUUCCCCAACCGCCUUUUCGUUGGCAUGAGGCUUGGGCAGACCAUCCCGAUUAUUUAAAGGUUAUUACUGAUAAGUGGCGUCUGGGUAAUGGAGACUUCUUGCACAACAUGAAUUCCAUCAGGGAAGCCUCCAUUUCGUUCAAUCGGACAUGCUUUGGGAAUAUUGGGGCUCGAAAGCGCAAGAUUCAAAGAAGAUUGCUGGGAAUCCAACGCAUCCAAACCAGGGUUGAUUCGGCUCGGCUCGCAAUUCUUGAGAGGCAGCUCCUUACGGAAUAUAACUCCAUCCUUCACCAGGAGGAACUCAUCUGGUUCCAGAAAUCCCGGGAAAAAAUUCUCUUACACGGGGAUCGUAAUACGCGCUUCUUCCAAACAACUGCCAAGAUCCACAAAAAUAAGUCGACCAUUCACGGGCUCCAAAUUAACAAUGUCUGGACUUCAGAAGAUGCAAUACUCAGAGGGCAUGCCAUUGAUCAUUUUGAGAGUCGGUUUUCAGAUAGUUCCAUCACCCUCGCGGGCUGCGAAUACACGGAACCCCUUGCGCCUCCUGAUCCCGACACAGAGAUAUCGGUUUCACAGUCAGUCUCUAAUAUGGAAAUCACGCAGGCGAUCGAUUCUUGUCCUCCUUAUUCAGCCCCGGGUCCAGAUGGCUUCCCUACUAUUUUUUUCAAAAAAUACUGGCAUCACAUUGGUCCGGACACAUGUGAUUUUAUCCGCACUAUCUUCGCAAAUGGGCGUUUGACGCCUAAUCUCGGAUUCUCGUACCUUUGCCUGAUCCCAAAGAUUGCCACGCCGCUAACUAUUAAAGACUACAGGCCUAUCAGUCUUUGCAACGUCGUCUACAAGUUUGUAACAUAG
This is a messenger RNA of Striga hermonthica, 1665 nucleotides long. The record is from the annotation of a GenBank genome assembly. Lineage: Eukaryota; Viridiplantae; Streptophyta; Magnoliopsida; Lamiales; Orobanchaceae.